Octodon degus (degu) is the source of this 1392-nucleotide messenger RNA. RefSeq names its product RAB27A, member RAS oncogene family (gene Rab27a). Gene Ontology annotation, cellular component: melanosome; secretory granule. Gene Ontology annotation, biological process: melanosome transport; positive regulation of exocytosis. The record is from RefSeq and is a predicted model, not a curated record. The coding region runs from base 360 to 1022 and encodes 220 amino acids. NCBI's taxonomy places the organism in Eukaryota, Metazoa, Chordata, Mammalia, Rodentia, Octodontidae. The transcript is spliced from 7 exons. Gene Ontology annotation, molecular function: GTPase activity; GTP binding.
AUCCGUGCGGAGACCCUUGCUGUCCAUUGGGAGCCCCCAAAGCUGGCCCCUUAGCAGCCGUGACGCCUGUGGCCACCACCCCAGUCACCCAUCCGGAAGGGGCUGCAGAGUCAUUGGCACCGGGGCGACAGCCCAGGGUCCCUCUACCUCCACGGGGCGGGGCUGACACACAGGUCCCGCCUGUCCUCUGGGGACGGGAAGUGCUGAGACUGCUGGUGCCUGGAGAUCCAAGGCCAGCGGGGCGCAGGAGCAGGACUAGGUGGAGCCUGGGCGAGAUUCUCUUGCAGAAGCAGUGGAUUUGCGAUCAGCUGGCCUGGGGGACUCACAGGCAGUGAAAGGUGAACACUGGGCUCUUCACCAUGUCUGACGGAGACUACGAUUACCUCAUCAAGUUCCUAGCUCUGGGCGACUCGGGGGUAGGGAAGACCAGUGUUCUCUGCCAGUACACAGAUGGUAAAUUUAAUUCCAAAUUUAUCACCACGGUGGGCAUUGAUUUCAGGGAAAAGAGAGUGGUGUACCGAGCCACUGGGCCUGAUGGAGCUGUGGGCCGGGGCCAGAGGAUCCACCUGCAGCUAUGGGACACAGCUGGCCAGGAGAGGUUCCGCAGCCUGACCACAGCAUUCUUCAGGGAUGCCAUGGGCUUUCUUCUGCUCUUUGACCUGACCAACGAGCAGAGCUUCCUGAAUGUUCGAAACUGGAUAAGCCAGCUGCAGACGCAUGCGUACUGUGACAACCCUGACAUUGUACUGUGUGGCAACAAGAGUGACCUGGAGGACCAGCGGGCAGUGGAGGAGGAGGAGGCCAGGGCCCUGGCUGAGAAAUAUGGCAUCCCCUACUUUGAGACGAGUGCUGCCGAUGGGACGAACAUCAGCCCCGCCAUCGAGGCCCUGCUGGACCUAAUCAUGAGGCGGAUGGAGCGGAGCGUGGACAAGUCCUGGAUUCCCGAGGGCGUCGUGCGCGCCAACGGUCACUCCUCUGCCGAUCAGCUCAGUGAGGACAGGAAGGCGGGGUGCAGCUGCUGAGCAUGGCGGGACGGCCGUGUGCGACGUGUGGUCCUGAGAUGUCAGGCAAACCAUUUCUCAGCAGCCCCUCAGACCUCAUAACAAAUCGCCCGCUUUUUAAUGUCUGCAGCUUUGUAAAUAUGUCUUGAAGAUUCAGCCAGAGCAGUAGCUCUCAGGGUCCCAAGUGCCUUAUAGACAAGCCCUCAGCUCCCGGGUGGUGGCCAGGCAGGGACCCAGGGUUUUGCAGGGUGAGUUCCUGUUGUAUGGGACAUUGUCACUGGCCCUGACAAGGAAAGACCCCAGCUGUCCUAUUCAGAGCUUAGAUGUGAUCAGAGUGCUGAAUCCAAACUUAAAACCUGCACCGUAGGUGACCUUCUCCACUGCCACCGUG